Molecule: messenger RNA, 1176 nt
Organism: Mercenaria mercenaria
Lineage: Eukaryota; Metazoa; Mollusca; Bivalvia; Venerida; Veneridae
Exons: 2
Coding region: 132-1058 (308 amino acids)
Biological process (GO): DNA integration; DNA recombination
Molecular function (GO): DNA binding
Source: RefSeq, a predicted model, not a curated record
GAAGAGGACAUUAUUACUUGUAGCAUGUCUCCGGAAGCAGACAGAACAGUGUUGGUCUGAAGGACACAAUCAAACAUAAACUAGACGAGGCAGGGAUACAUGGAGAAUUACAACGAUCAGUAACGGACAAUAUGGCGAGUUAUCUUUUACAAUCAAGGGCAGACAAUACAGUAAAAAAGUAUCAGAGUUCUUUUGAUCAGUUUAAAUCAUAUUGUGAUAUAAACAGCCUAGUAUCUAAACCGGCGUUACCUAUCAGCGUAGCAAUGUACUUUACCAGUUUACUUGAUCAAGGCAAGUCAGACAAUGUCGUGUCUGCAGCUUACUAUGGAAUAAAAUGGGUACAUAAUAUCAACGAUCUUCAGGACCCGACGGAAAACAGUAUCGUCAAACAAUUGUUAGAAACUGCGAAACGUAUAAGUUCCAAGCCAGUACAGAAGAAAGACGUUGUAAGCUCAGAAAUGUUACAAGCACGUUGCUUAACAUAUCAAGAUAGUGUUGAUAUUAUUGAUUUGAGGGAUUUGUCAAUGAUUAUGUUAGCCUAUGCAGGUUUUCUGCGUAUGAACGAAGUCAGUAAUUUGCAUUGCAAUGAUGUACAAUUCAAUUCCGACCAUCUAGUUUUGAAAAUAAGGCAAAGCAAAACAGACGUUUAUAGAGAUGGUUCAGAAAUAGUUAUUGCUAAAAGUUGUUCUUCUGCAUGUCCGUAUUCUAUGUUACAAAGAUAUAUGUCUGCAGCACAUUUGUCGAUUAACUCUGAUGAAUAUUUGUUUAAACCUGCAUUUAGAUCAAAACAUGUCGCGUCUCUUAUAGGAAAGAAUAAAAAGUUAAGUUACACAAGGGCAAAAGAAUGUAUUGUUGAUAAAUUGAAAAGUGUUGCGCCGGGCCUUAAACUUGGUUCGCAUUCUUUAAGGGCAAGUGGCGCUACGUCCGUAGCUAACACCGGUGUAUCAGACAGGUGUUUAAAGAGACACGGUCGUUGGAAGACCGAUGUAGCAAAGGAUGGUUAUGUAAAAGACUCUCUUGAAAAAAGGUUAUCUGUCACAAAAAUGUUAAAAUUGUAAAGAACUUAAGAUUAUUUAAGACUUGCAAGAGUUGCAUAUAAAGAACAUUGAAUUUAAAUUUUUCAGCUUCUCUAUACUUUGUAAUUUUCUAUAAAUGUGUCUAGCAAAUCGCAUAACA